Molecule: messenger RNA, 568 nt
Organism: Brassica oleracea var. oleracea
Lineage: Eukaryota; Viridiplantae; Streptophyta; Magnoliopsida; Brassicales; Brassicaceae
Exons: 2
Coding region: 105-494 (129 amino acids)
Source: RefSeq, a predicted model, not a curated record
GUGUUAGUUGAUGUAUGAAAUUUAAAUAUUUUAUGUGUUGAUGUAUGUUUUAGCACAGGAUCCGAGUUUAUGUACUGAUCGGGACCGCGACACUCUAUUGAUGUAUGAAUUGGCCGAUUUCCCCAGGGCCUCCUAAAGAAAUGCAAGCUAGGGGAGAACCAAGGAGACUCCUCAUUUGCGGACUCCCUGCAAAAGGAUUCAUACCACAUCUCCACCAACAGCCACAGCAAGAAGCUGAUGAGGAUGUGGUCGAGCUCACAGAACGACAGUACCGGAGAGCUGAAGCAGAUGAUGAUGUGGUCGAGCUCACAAAACGACAGUACCGGAGAGCUCUUGGAUACUUGAUCCGCAUUGAGGAAGAUGAAGAAGACAUCGAUCCAAUGUACCGCAGAGCUAUGAAUAACAUGCGAAACAGUGCAGGCAACACGUCUCAACUGAGACGCCCGAAACAAGAGGAAGGAGAGUCUUCUAGAGGCAAGGCUCGGCGAACAUAAGGAGCAAAAGCUGAAUGUAAUUUGUUCUUUUUUCAUGAAGCUGAAUGAAUUUUCCAGUUUAUGUUUUGGUAGUA